Messenger RNA from Vanessa tameamea, 2071 nucleotides. It is a transcript of the gene nebu, whose product is annotated as facilitated trehalose transporter Tret1. The record is from RefSeq and is a predicted model, not a curated record. Gene Ontology annotation, biological process: transmembrane transport; carbohydrate transport. NCBI's taxonomy places the organism in Eukaryota, Metazoa, Arthropoda, Insecta, Lepidoptera, Nymphalidae. Gene Ontology annotation, molecular function: sugar transmembrane transporter activity. Bases 197 to 1813 code for a protein of 538 amino acids. The transcript has 3 exons. Gene Ontology annotation, cellular component: membrane.
GCAAAACAACACAUUCGAAGACACAAUCUUGAGAUGAAAUUCAACAUUUAUCUUGUCAAAAUUUCACUGAUAAUAAUGUUUUUAUUCGAUAAGAAAUGUCAUAUCACUUAAAAGUUCAGCUCUUGAACGGGACUUUAACUUAUUGUGUCAGAAUAAGUACUUGGCUUUGUUUUGUUGAUGUGUAAAAAGUAUAAUAAUGUUCAGUUCGCGAGUGAAUACGGGUAUUGCUUUUGGCUUGUUCCCUGUGAGCCCGCCCUUGGCGACGAGUCUUUUGACGGCUAACCUCUUCAUGAGCAUUCCUCGGUCUAUGGAACAAUCAUGCCGGUUUAAUAUGCCGGUGGCAGGAAAUAACGGAGCCAUGGCUGAUGUGGGGGUGUCACAGUCGGUGCUUGUGGAGCCAAGAGGAGACAAUGGCAGAAAGUUGCCACAGUAUAUUGCUGCUUUGUCAGCCACUCUUGGUGCCCUGGCCGCUGGUUCCAUGCUCGGCUGGUCUUCGCCUGUCGUCUUCAAGAUAACCCAGGCGAACAGUACGGACUAUGAUUUCGAUGUAUCAAGCACCCAAGGUGACUGGGUAUCUUCUUUAAUAAAUCUUGGAGCUGCUGCCGUUUGUUUCCCUAUUGGUUUAAUCAUGGAUGCCAUAGGAAGAAAGAAGACUAUGCUGCUGCUAACCUUACCAUUCACUUUAGGCUGGCUACUUAUAACCUUUGCCCCAAAUGUUGGGACUCUGAUGGCGGGAAGGUUUAUUACUGGUGUUGCUGGUGGUGCCUUUUGUGUCACUGCUCCUGCAUAUAACAGUGAAAUCGCACAGGAUUCGAUACGGGGAACUUUAGGCAGCUUUUUUCAACUGAUGAUAACAGUGGGUAUACUUUUCGCUUAUGCGGUGGGCAGUUAUACGAGUGUUUUUAUCUUUAAUAUACUCUGUACACUGAUCCCUAUAAUAUUUGCAUUGAUAUUCUUCUUUAUGCCAGAAAGUCCUAACUUUUUGGUUGUAAAAGGUAAAUUAGAUGAAGCCAGAGAAUCUCUUAUCAGACUCCGCGGUAGGAAUUACGACGUUGAUAGUGAAUUGACCAAUCUUCAAAACAAAGCAGAGGCAGCCAAGAGCAAUCCAGUGUCUUUUCUCUCGGCGAUCACUAAGAAAACAGCCCUCAAAGCCUUACUCAUUUGCUACGCCCUUAUGUUGUUCCAACAAUUAUCCGGCAUAAAUGCUGUAAUUUUCAACACCUCUGCGAUUUUCUCCAGCGCCGGAGCGACUAUACCAGCGCCGAUCGCCACAAUCAUAAUUGGGGUCAUCCAAGUCAUUGCCACUUUUAUUUCCAGUGUGGUGGUCGAUAGAUUGGGCAGACGUAUCUUGCUUCUAUUCUCUGCUCUCGUGAUGUGCUUGUGCUCGACAGCUUUGGGCGUUUUCUUCUUUUUGAAAGACACUCAUGGUGGGGAGUCGUCGAUAGUUGAAGCGAUAUCUUGGCUGCCAUUGCUCUCUUUGUCGUUGUUCAUUGUUUCGUUUUCUCUUGGUUUCGGUCCGAUCCCCUGGAUGAUGGCUGGUGAAUUGUGCUUGAUCGAUAUCAAAUCAUUCGUCGGCUCAACUGCUGGUACUUUCAACUGGCUUCUCAGUUUCACUGUCACGAGCACUUUCAAUUCCUUAAACACGGCUAUCGGCUCUGGCCAAGUCUUCUGGAUGUUCGCUGGCAUCAUGGUGUUAGGAUUCGUUUUCAUAUUCUUUAUCGUACCGGAAACUAAGGGUAAGAGUGUCGAUGAAAUUCAAAUAAUGUUGGGUGCGGAACCUGAAACACAGACAAAUGUCGAUGGAAAGAAAUAACAAUCAUAGAGACUGAUAAAGUAUUUUUGUACGAAAAGUUACUAGGUAGUCUAUGGUUGGCUAAUUCUAGUUGUCUUUGGUGUUACAAAUCGCAAUCUGGUGUGCUUCGUAAGCAAUUUAGUUACUGCUCUUUUACCAAAGAUUCAAUCGUCUGGAUUUGUUAAUUCGUCGACUUUAAUGUUAAGACAUGAAAACUUAGCCUACACAUAGUUAAUUUAUUAAAUGUUUAACUGUAAUUAAUGCUCAUGGCAGCUUUUU